AUGACAAAUAUCGCGAUUAAUGAUUUAAGCGAAGACCAUUUUUCGCAGAUAGAAUUGAAUACAAAAAUAACUGAAAGUUUGUUUACUGAAUUUGAUGAAAUCCAAAUGUCAAUUGAAUUAAAUUGUCAGGAUCAAGAUAUUCAACAAGAGUAUGCGAAAAGACAACGAUUAGAUACUAUAUUUUCAAAAACUUUGUCUAGAGCAAGAACGAUGUUAAAAAGAAAAUGUUCCGAUUUAUCCAGUUCACAGUCGAAAAGGUUAGAUAUAAACCAUGAAUAUAGUGGAUUAGAAGGUGUCAAAUUACCUCCUAUUCAGUUGCCUGUCUUUCAUGGAGACUAUUUGAAGUGGAUUGAAUUUAAAGAUACUUUUGAAGGGUUAAUUCAUAAUAAUAAAGUAUUGGCAGAUAUUCAAAAAUAUAAUUAUUUACGUGCGAGUUUAAAAGAUGAUGCAUUGAAAAUUAUACAAAGUUUAGAUUUUUCUGCACAAAAUUACAAUUCUGCAUGGCAGACUCUAUGCAACAGAUUUGACAACUCUCGGAUGUUAGUAAACAAUCAUUUAAAAGCUCUUUUUGAGAUUGAAAAUUUAAAUAAAGAAUCUGCAUUAGGUCUUAGAAGCAUGAUAGAUUCAGUUAAAAAGCAUUUAUUCGCUUUAAAAUCACUUCAACUACCGACUGAACAUUGGGAUGCUAUUAUGGUUUAUUUGGUAAGUGGUAAAUUGGAUAAAUUUAGUUGUCGGGAAAGGGAAAAAAGAAAAAUAGAUAAUUUUUUGCCAAGUUUAAACGAAUUUCUUGAAUUCUUGAAGAAUCGUGCUGAUUUUUUGGAAACUAUAGAGUUAAGAAAUUUGACAAAACCGGAUUAUAAAUCUAAAUACCAAUAUAAACACUCUAGAUCUCUGCUAACUAGUAAAAGCAGAAGUUGUAAUUUUUGUAAACAAAAUCAUUUGAUUUACCUAUGUGAAGAAUUUCUUAAACUUUCAGUAGCCCAAAGAUGGGAUAAAAUAAAACAAUUAAAUUUAUGCCGAAAUUGUUUAUGUACCGGACAUUCCUACAAACAAUGUAAAUCGUUCGGUUGUAAGAUAUGUAAAGCCAAACACAGUUCUCUUUUACAUGAAAAUAAACCAUCUGAUAUUCAUGUUAAAGACAACAGUUCAAUUAAUUUCAACCCGAACAAUGAUUCAGAGAAUGAACCAAAUAAAGUUAAGUUGUCAACUAAUACUUCAGAACAUAAUGUUAAUAGAAAUGAGAUUGUUUAA
Messenger RNA from Diabrotica virgifera virgifera (western corn rootworm), 1251 nucleotides. RefSeq lists its product as uncharacterized. The transcript has a single exon. Lineage: Eukaryota; Metazoa; Arthropoda; Insecta; Coleoptera; Chrysomelidae. Bases 1 to 1251 code for a protein of 416 amino acids. The record is from RefSeq and is a predicted model, not a curated record.